UGCAGCAUACUUCAUCAAUGUCGGCUGUCAUAUUACUGUCAAAAACAACAAAAAUUUUUCUAUAAUUUGAGCGUGUUUCAUCUGUGAUUUGUGAAAAAAUAUCAUUCUUAAAUCGAAAUAUAUCAUUUUCCUGCUUCCUGAAGAUAAAUUGAGAUAAAUAAUGGGAAAGAAGAAGCGUGAGAAUGUUUCCUCGGACUCUGAUGAAGAGAAUGAAUACCAAGUUGAGUCCAUCCGGGAACGAAGAAUGAAGAAAGGACGGGUUGAGUACUACAUCAAGUGGGAGGGAUAUCCAGAGGAGGAAAAUACAUGGGAACCCAUUGAUAAUCUCGACUGUCCGGAAUUAAUAGCAGAAUUUGAAGCUGCACGGGCUUCGUCAUCGAAAGACGAAGGAAAAGAGAAGGGAGAGAAAGAAACGAAAGAAUCUGCACAAAAGACGAAACAUCGUAAGUCCAGCAAGCGUAAGGCUGACGACGAUGAUUCCGAUGAUGAAGGUUCAAAGAAGAGCAAGAGAGUCAUUAGUUCUGAUGAAAGUGAUAAGGAGGAAGAGAAAGAACCCAAGAAGUCAUCAGAAAAGAGUAAAACAAAGAAGAGUUCCAAGACCACCAACGAUGAUAAUCAUCACAGGUCCAAGAAUGGAGACACAAAAGACCUCGUUCCGGAAACUAUCCUUGGUGCCACAGACAUUAAUGGACCUCUUAUGUUUCUCGUGAAAUGGAAGGGCACUGAGAAAGCAGAACUGAUUCCUGCCAAGGAAGCGAAUCUUAAAUUCCCACAGGAAGUCAUUGCUUUUUAUGAGCAGCGAUUGAUCUGGCACAGUGUUAAAGAUAAGAAUAACGAGUAACUCUCUUAAAAGUUUCGUUUUAAAAUACCACUUCUUUUGGAAUAAAAUUAUUGAAAAAAAGAGAAGAAAUGAAGACCAUUUGAACAAAAAAUGUUUUGUUAAUUAUAUAACUUCUUGACGAUAUUGAAAAAAAAAUAAUCCAUUAGAAUUUUGUGGUUAAUAACAUUUCUUAUAUCAUUUCCAACAAAGUGUGGUUCUGAGAAAUUAAAAACUAAACUGAAAAAUCAAUGAGAAACUUUUUUUAAUUGAUUAAAAGAAAACUCAUACAUAUGGUUAGAUUUUUACCAAUGCAGAUUCUGUUCACUUUUGGUUACAUAUUAGUAAAAUUGUAAAAGGCUUAAAAAAAAAUAAGAAAACGUCAUACAUGUUCUAAAAUUGUAGCCCUACUCCUGCAUUGUAAAAGAUCACCAAUACAUACAUAGUCAAAACCCUGAACUUAUCGACUAGGUAUAAAAAGAUUUAAAAAAUAUUUUAAAAUAAAUAUAUUAGAUCUCUUUUUUUUAUUUCUCAUGGUACUCAUGAAGAACCACAAAACUCAUUGUCAGAAUUCUUAAAUAAAGUAUAAGCGCGGAAAGGAGAUGAUACGAUUAAUUAUGACAAAUUUUAGGAGAUAUAUGGUAUUUUUUGAUUUAAGAAUAUGUUUUUGGUAUUAAAAAAUUAACUUUUCAAUUAAAAAA
This is a messenger RNA of Lutzomyia longipalpis, 1518 nucleotides long. RefSeq names its product chromobox protein homolog 1-like. Gene Ontology annotation, molecular function: chromatin binding. Bases 161 to 841 code for a protein of 226 amino acids. Gene Ontology annotation, cellular component: pericentric heterochromatin; nucleus. NCBI's taxonomy places the organism in Eukaryota, Metazoa, Arthropoda, Insecta, Diptera, Psychodidae. The record is from RefSeq and is a predicted model, not a curated record. Gene Ontology annotation, biological process: chromatin organization; negative regulation of transcription by RNA polymerase II. The transcript has 4 exons.